Molecule: messenger RNA, 576 nt
Organism: Rosa chinensis
Lineage: Eukaryota; Viridiplantae; Streptophyta; Magnoliopsida; Rosales; Rosaceae
Product: pistil-specific extensin-like protein
Exons: 1
Coding region: 1-576 (191 amino acids)
Source: RefSeq, a predicted model, not a curated record
AUGAUUGACCAUCCCUUCACGCACCAGACCAAAGCUAUGACAAACACCUUCCCUCUCUCCAAUUUGACAGCCGGUAGACCACCGCCACAACUCUUGCCCUUCGACUCACCACCUAGAGGUACCCAUUCAACACUGCAAGCCACACCGAUUCACCUGCCUGUCGUCGGCCUGAUCCAGAUCUGGAAACACAUCCACUCCAAUCCAAACCACCGACAAACAAGAAUGGAAUCGCCGAGCACUUCCACCUCGGAACGAAAUCGCUCCACCAAUUUGUGCCCUUCCUCCCGGGAGCCCGAACCCACUGCUGCAAACAUCACUGAGCGACCCACCUCCAAGCAGAGAUCAGCGCCAUACGAUCCAUGGCAAGCCGCUGCCACGAUCUGGCCUCUGACCCCUUGCUCCAAGCCAGCGCCGCCGCCGAAAUCCUUCUCCCCACCUGCGCCACUGCCUGAGAGUAGAGAAGAAGCAUGCCACGCCCCGACCACCGCAAAGAAGACAAAAUCGAAGGUCCCAAGACCCCCAUCUCCCGUCCGACAACACCUGCCAUUCGUCGCUGAGGCGGGAAGCCCCGAUUGA